AUGGGAACUUGUGCAUCAUCUGCUCAAUAUACAAACAAAAGUGGUAACCAAAGUUGGCAAUCCACGGUGAGCAUAGUUAAGUUAGAUGGAAAUUUGCAACAAUUGAAGAAGCCAAUAAAAGCAUGGCAUGUUCUUUCUCAGAACCCAAACUGCUUCAUCUGUUGCUCAGAAUCCAUGUAUGUUGGCUCACCAAUGCUUCCUAUCCCUCCAAAUGACGAGCUUCAAUUGGGUCAUAUAUACUUCAUUAUGCCACUUUGCAAAUCCCGAUUGUCACUUUCUCUGCAGGACUUGUGCGGGUUUGCCAUCAAGGCUAAUGCAGCUCUUGCUUCUUCAAAAGCCAAUUACUCAAUCUCAAAAUCCAAAUCUUCCUCACAAAGAAGUUUUCGCACGCACCCAACUCUUUCAAAUGUUUCUCUAGGAUAUUCCCAUUAG
Abrus precatorius (Indian licorice) is the source of this 432-nucleotide messenger RNA. RefSeq lists its product as uncharacterized. The transcript has a single exon. The record is from RefSeq and is a predicted model, not a curated record. The coding region runs from base 1 to 432 and encodes 143 amino acids. NCBI's taxonomy places the organism in Eukaryota, Viridiplantae, Streptophyta, Magnoliopsida, Fabales, Fabaceae.